AUGAAGAGCGACCUCAAGGCGGGCCUCAGCGCGACCGCGGCGGCCGACAAGCUCGCGGAGGACGGUCUGAACGUGCUCGAGUCGCCGCCGAAGGUGACCUUCCUCAUGCUCUUCCUCAUCCAGCUCACGCAGUUCAUCAUCGCGCUCCUCCUCGGGGCCUGCGUCGUCUCCGCGGCCAUCAACGCGACGAACAAGGACCGCCGCGGCAACCCGCUCGCGUACGUCGACUCCAUCGCCAUCUUCAUCAUCGUCAUGCUCAACGCCGUCAUCGCCGCUUCCACGGAGGCGUCGGCGAACGGCGCCCUCGACGCGCUGAGCGCGCUGUCGUCGCCCAUCUCGACGGUCGUCCGCGGCGGCGCGGAGGUCGAGGUCGACUCGAGCCACAUCGUCAUCGGCGACAUCGUCGUCCUCGGCACGGGCGACGUCGUCCCCGCGGACUGCCGCGUGCUCAGCGCCGCGGACCUCAAGGUCAACGAGAUGCUGCUCACGGGCGAGUCCGAGGACGUGUCGAAGACCGACAAGGUGAAGAAGAAGGCGCCGGGCGCCGCGGAGAAGCUCACGGCGGACACGAUGAUCUUCUCGUCGUGCACGGUCAAGGCGGGCAACUGCAAGGCCAUGGUCGUGCGCACGGGCAUGCGCACGCGCGUCGGCCAGAUCGCGGCGCUGCUCGCGGGCGACGGCGCGAAGCAGGAGGGCUGCCUGCCGGACACGUCGGCGAACCAGACGCCGCUCCAGGUGAGCCUGGGCAAGCUCUCCGUGCAGAUCGGCGUGCUGGCCAUCGGCUGCUGCCUCCUCGUCUUCGUCAUGGGCCUCGCGCUCGGCGUGAAGGACCCGACGGGCGCGUCGCCGGGCUGGCUCUACAUGAUCCUGAUUUCCGUGACGCUGACCGUGGCGGCGAUCCCCGAGGGCCUGCCGCUGACGGUGACCAUCUCCCUGUCGACGGGCUGCUCCGAGAUGGUCAAGGAGAACGUGCUCAUGCGGAAGAUCGCGGCCGUCGAGACGCUCGGCUCCGCGUCCGUCAUCUGCACGGACAAGACGGGCACGCUGACCGAGGGCAAGAUGCGCUGCGUGAAGAUGUUCGUCGCGUCGACGGACUACGACGUCACGGGCAAGGGCUUCGACCCGACCGUGGGCUCCGUCGGCGCGGCCGGCGCGGCCGUCGCGGCCGACAUGUCGUUCGACGGCGCCGACGACCGCAAGGACGACCCCAAGGUCAAGCUGCUCCUGACGUCCGCGCUCUGCUGCUCGUCGACGACGUUGACGAAGGAGAGCGAGGGCGGCGAGGAGAAGUGGACGCCCAAGGGCAACUCGUCCGAGGCGCCCAUCGUCGUCUGCGCGGCCAAGUGCGGCCUCUGGGCCAAGGACCUCGAGCCCAAGUUCCCCCUCGUCACGGAGAUCCCCUUCUCGUCGAGCCGCAAGAUGAUGAUCAAGGUCACGAAGAACGAGUGCGGCGAGCUCGCGGGCGUCGAGAAGGCCGGCGCGCCGAACUACAUCCUCAAGGGCUGCGACAAGAUCCUGCGGCCCGACGGCUCCGUGACGCCCGUCACGGAGGAGGACAAGGACGCGCUCCUCGCCAAGGUCGACGAGCUCUCGUCGAUGGCGCUCCGCGUGCUCGCGAUCGCGCUCAAGCCUUUGGAGUCGCUGCCCUACGACCAGGACGCGGAGAUCGAGGACAAGUUCGCCGCCAUCGUCAAGAACAUCACCUUCGUCGGGCUCGUCGCGUCCAUCGACCCGGAGCGCGCGGGCGUCAAGGCCGCGAUCGAGGUCGCGGCGAACGCGUCCAUCCGCACGGUCAUGAUCACGGGCGACUACCUCAAGACGGCGGCGGCCAUCGCGAAGAACAUCGCCAUCCUGCCCGAGGACGGCUCGCUCGACAAGACGGGCGCGGUCGACUGCAACGACCUCCGGCCCGGCGACGACUACCUGUCGAACCCGGACAUGGACGCGCUCACGGCGCGCGUCAACGUCUUCGCGCGCGCCAAGCCCGAGGACAAGCUCGAGAUCGUCAAGUCGCUCCAGCGCCAGGGCCUCGUGUCGGCGAUGACGGGCGACGGCGUCAACGACGCGCCCGCGCUCAAGGAGGCGGACAUCGGCGUGUCCAUGGGCCUCGAGGGCACGGAGGUCGCCAAGGGCGCGUCGGACAUGAUCCUCACGGACGACAACUUCUGCUCCAUCGUCAAGGCCGUCGAGAAGGGCCGCGGCAUCUACUCGGGCAUCCAGAAGUUCGUGUCCUUCAUCAUGUCCGUCCACUUCGCCGAGGUCGUCCAGAUCUUCCUCUGCGUCGUGUCGGGCCUGCCGAUCAUGCGCGUGCCGCUCCAGAUCCUCUUCCUCGUGCUCGUGACGGACCUGCCGCCGGCGAUCGCGCUCGGCGUCGAGCCGGGCGAGCCGGGCAUCAUGAACAAGACGCCGCGGCCGAAGACGCAGCCCGUCGUCAUGCCCUGGAUGUGGCGGUGCAUCGUCGCCAACGGCCUCAUCAUGACCGCGGGCAUCACCGCGACGUACCUCUUCGCGAUCCGCAAGGCGCGGACCGUCGCGUUCAUCGCCUUGGUCUGGGCCGAGAAUUUGCGCGCGUACUCCGCGCGGUCCUUCACGAAGCCCAUCUGGAACAACAUGUUCUCGAACCCGACGAUGAACAAGGCCGUCUUCCUCGGCCAGAUCUGCCUCUACUGCGGCCUCUUCCUCCCGGGCCUGAGCAGCGGCGUCCUCGACCUCCACCCGCUGCCCCGCGCGGGCCACGACGGCAUCCAGGCCUACGGCUGGGGCAUCGCCGUCUGCGGCGCCCUCUCCUGCCUCCUCGGCUGCGAGCUCUACAAGUUCGCCAUGUCGUUCAACCCGCCCAACGUCUAG
Aureococcus anophagefferens is the source of this 2847-nucleotide messenger RNA. RefSeq lists its product as hypothetical. Lineage: Eukaryota; Pelagophyceae; Pelagomonadales; Pelagomonadaceae. The record is from RefSeq and is a predicted model, not a curated record. Gene Ontology annotation, molecular function: ATP binding; P-type calcium transporter activity; ATP hydrolysis activity. Gene Ontology annotation, cellular component: membrane; intracellular membrane-bounded organelle. The coding region runs from base 1 to 2847 and encodes 948 amino acids. The transcript has 3 exons.